GCUUGGUGGUCCUAAUUAAAAAAGGAUUUUUGUGUAAUACUCGCCAAAGAUCGUUUCUCGAAAUCACGCAACAUGACCGCGACACCCAAGAAAGUCCUGCUGGAUGACUACCGCAACGUCCUGAUCCGCCAAGAAGAAACCAUCAUCUUUUCUCUCAUCGAACGCGCGCAGUUCCUCCGCAAUGCACCGAUUUACCGCAAGCGGGCCGACGCGACGGCGUCGCUGCUGAGCUUCAAGGGCAAGUACAAUGGUUUCGAAGGCAGUUUCCUCGAGUUCAUGCUCAGCGAAACAGAGAGGUUGCACGCUCUGAACCGACGCUACACGUCGCCGGACGAGCAUGCUUUCUUCCCGUCGUUCUUGCCCGACCCGAUCUUGCCACCCCUCGACUACCAGUCUGUCCUCAUCCCCAACACGAUCAACAUCAACGACCAAAUCAUGAGUGUCUACCUCGAAAAGCUCUUGCCUCAUAUCACGCACGAUAGCGACGACCACACUACCUUCGGAUCGUCGGCAAACGCGGACAUCGCCGUGUUGCAAGCGUUGAGCAAGCGCAUCCAUUUCGGCAAAUUCAUCGCCGAAGCCAAAUUCCAAGCCGAGACGAAGCGAUACACGGCGCUCAUCCUGGCCAACGACGCCGAGGGCAUCAUGGACGCGCUGACCAACUUGGCCGUGGAAGACAAAGUCGUCAUGCGGGUGCGCUUCAAGGCAUCAACGUACGGUCAGGACAUUGUUGACGACACCACCACCACCAUCCACGACAACUCCAACUCCAUCGAGCACUGCAAAGUCGAUCCGCAAGUCAUCGCCGAUCUCUACCGCAACUUUGUCAUGCCACUGACCAAACAAGUGCAAGUCGCGUACUUGCUCCAGCGUCUGCAUCAUCCGUCCGUGUCGUUCGUCGGCCCCGUCGGCAGCUUUGCCCACUCGGCCGCCGUCGCCCAUUUCGCCAACCAGCGCAACUUUUACCCCGUCGGGACGCUGACCGACGUGUUUGCCAGCGUCGUGGCGCAUCAAACCGCGUUCGGCCUCGUCGCAUUUGAAGACUCCCAGGUCGGGAUCAGCAAGGAUGCGCAGCUCCUGCUCAUCGCCAGCGGCCUCGUCGUGACGGCGGAAACUGUCUUGCAGCGGCCGUUUGUCCUUGCGACGUCGAGCGCGUCGGUGCCGCCGGCGGACGUGACCGCCGUGUACAUGCCCGCGUCGGCGGAGGCCGGCUUUGGGCUGAUCGUGGACCGUAUAUGGAGUGGCGCCAAGGUCGUGCAGGUGGCGAGCGUAGACGAAGCUGCACGAUGCGCCCAGCGCCUCCGCGGCGCCGUUGCCGUCACCACCGCCGACGCCGCCAAGGCCGCAGACCUGCAUGUGCUCGACACCCCCGUGGACUUGUCGGCCAUCUCCAAGCCGCCGCCGGCCCUCUCGGUCCGGUUUCUCGUCGUCGGUCGGUCGGUCCAACCCCCCACAGGCAACGACAAGACGUGUCUGUGCGUCAAUGUCAAGCACGAGGUCGGGUCGCUGCUCUCGGCCCUGCAAGUGUUCAAGGUACAGUGUCGCAUGUAAGUUUCAUGUGACAACCGGCGGAUAUUGAUUGUAGACCCACGGCGUCAACAUGACGUGCCUGGAAUCUCUCCAGCGCAGUGCCGCCGCGGGCGAGUUUGGGUUUUACAUGGAGCUGGACGGCCACCGAGACGACAGACACGUGUCGGAUGCGCUUGCGGCGCUGCGCUCGACGACUCAAGACGUGCGCUGUCUCGGAUCGUUUCCAGUGCACCACCACCGCCGGUCCUAAGCUGCACCCGAUGGAGUUUUGAUAGGACGGGUUGCGUAGAUAUAUAUAUGUAGCACAUGUUUCAAAUGUCCAUUGCAUCUUCACAUCAAGUUAUAGUGUGGGGGAGUGUUUAAU
Aphanomyces astaci is the source of this 1894-nucleotide messenger RNA. RefSeq names its product chorismate mutase, variant. Gene Ontology annotation, molecular function: chorismate mutase activity; prephenate dehydratase activity. The transcript is spliced from 5 exons. Lineage: Eukaryota; Oomycota; Saprolegniomycetes; Saprolegniales; Verrucalvaceae. Gene Ontology annotation, cellular component: cytoplasm. The record is from RefSeq and is a predicted model, not a curated record. Gene Ontology annotation, biological process: L-phenylalanine biosynthetic process; chorismate metabolic process. Bases 73 to 1551 code for a protein of 492 amino acids.